Drosophila obscura is the source of this 4316-nucleotide messenger RNA. RefSeq names its product nuclear hormone receptor FTZ-F1 beta (gene Hr39). The record is from RefSeq and is a predicted model, not a curated record. NCBI's taxonomy places the organism in Eukaryota, Metazoa, Arthropoda, Insecta, Diptera, Drosophilidae. The transcript is spliced from 8 exons. Gene Ontology annotation, cellular component: RNA polymerase II transcription regulator complex. Gene Ontology annotation, biological process: tissue development; regulation of transcription by RNA polymerase II; hormone-mediated signaling pathway. The coding region runs from base 1176 to 3797 and encodes 873 amino acids. Gene Ontology annotation, molecular function: RNA polymerase II cis-regulatory region sequence-specific DNA binding; nuclear receptor activity; zinc ion binding.
AUUCCGUUGCGUUUUUGAGUCGCAGGUAAACAAAAUUUAAAAAAAAUACGAAAGAAACGUCAAGUAAAAGAAAAAUCCGGAAAUAUUAAAAAUAAUGUAUGAUAAUGCCUUUUACAUGGCACUGUGGAUGAAAAAUAGUGAAGUGUGUGUGAAUUUCCCAACAAAUAAAAACAACCGAAACGUUCAAGUUAAAUUGUAUUAAACAAAAAACCCAUACCCAUGCAGCCGCAAGGCCGCAAACAAAAGUGCAAUGGAAAUGUGGCAGAGGGCACAGGUUUUAUUCCAAUUGCAUAUGAAAAUCCAAAUCAAACCAAAAUCGGGGCCGAAAGAAGAGUAACACAAAUAUAGCGAGUGACGGGCGCGCAAUAAGAUAAAAUUGAAGGUUAUUCUUUAUUGUAAACAAAAAAGCAAGUGUUAAGCGGCAGAGUGAGACACACGCAAACACACACACACACAAACGGACACUCAUAGAGCGACACGAUAGAACGGGGCGCUGAAAAGAGAGCGCUGAUGAGAGAAGAGCGCAGCUCUGGGCAGAGGAAGAAAGCAGCGCACAAAGCAAAUGCUGAAAAUGUCAAUAAACUCUGCAAAAGGUGAAAAAUCAAAGCUGCGACUGCAAUUUUCUCGUGCAAUAAUUUCGGAAAAUCCAACGGCAACACAAACGUGCAAACUGUGCAAAAAUAAAUAAUCUACACAAAUUUUCUACGUAAAAAUAUUUAAUGAAAAAUGUUUAGUGUUUAAUCAAAAAAAUGUGGUGCAAACAAUAAUCAAUUUUAUAGAAAACUAAUCAAAAAGCGCCCUGGCCUUGGGGCCGACCCACAAAAACAACAAAAAGUCGUAUCAACAACGGAAAAUUGUUUAGGGAAAAUAUCCACCACGAAGAAGAAUCUUUUAGACUGAACCAAAACGGACAAUUGGAAUAUAAUAAUUAAUAAUUUUGAAAAUGUUUUACAACACAAUGGAACUGCAUCAACGACAUCUCUCCAAUUUUUACAAAUUGCACAAUUGAGAAACAAAAGUCUUUUUGAUACUAUAUAGAAUAUUUUGAUAGGGAAGAAAGGAAGGAAACGGAAAAGCCCCUGCCCUUGCAAGUCCAUUCAAAGUGGAUGCCCUGAUAAGUGCAGCAAAAGGUGACAGCAGCAGCAGCAGCAGCAGCAGCAGAAGCAGCAGCAGCCAUGCCGAAUAUGUCUAGCAUUAAGGCUGAGCAGCAGAGUGCCCCAAUGGGGGGCACGAGUAGCUAUCAACUGCCCGUGAAUAUGUGCACCAGCAGCAGCAGCAGCACCACCACGACGACGUCGAUGCCAUCACGUCACAAUGUGUCCGUGACGAAUAUUAAAUGUGAACUGGAGGAGCUGCCCACGCCGAAUGGCAAUCUGGUGCCGGUCAUCGCCAACUAUAAUCAUGGCAGCCUAAGGAUACCGCUCAGUGGGCAGCCGCACAACCAGCAGGAGGAGGAGGAGUCCGACUCCGAGGCGGAACUCACGAAUAUCGAGAACCUGAAGGUGCGCCGGCGAGCGGCGGAUAAGAACGGACCACGGCCCAUGUCCUGGGAGGGAGAACUGAGUGAACCCGAGGAGAACGGCGUCAGUGGCAGCGGUGGCAUCGGCGGGGCAGAGCUGAUGGAAACGGAGACGGUGAUCAAGAGUGAGGUGUGCACCACAACGUCCACGCCCAUUCAGGCGUCGUCCACCACCUGCCCCACGAUGCAACCGAUCAAAACGGAGCUGGAGAACAUUGCCGGAGAGCUGCAGCAUCCGCGCAGCAACGCCUAUCCGGUGUCCAGCUGCAAUGGUCCCGCCAAACUGAAGCUGGCGCCCACCCAGAGCGAUCCGAUCAAUCUCAAGUAUGAGCCCCCGCUGGGGGACAACAACUCGCCGCUGCUGACGACGCGCAACAAGUCGAACAGCGGGGGACACCUGCCGCUGCCAGCGAACCCCAGUCCCGACUCUGCCAUACAUUCCGUCUACACCCACAGCUCACCGUCGCAGUCGCCGCUGACGUCGCGGCAUGCCCCAUACACGCCGUCGCUGAGUCGCAACAACAGCGAUGCCUCGCACAGCAGCUGCUACAGCUACAGCUCGGAGUUCAGUCCGACACACUCGCCGAUUCAGGCGCGGCAUGCCCCACCAGCGGGAGCCAUGUAUCCGGGCAGCGGCUCCGCGGGCGUAAACGGAGCAGGCAGCAGCUACGGGAAUGGUGUGCAUCAUCACGGGAUGCUGUACAGGCCGCUCAAGGUGGAGGCCUCCCCAACGGUCGGAUCGGUUGGCGGUGGCGCUGGCGGUGGCUCUUGCAGCCAGGAGUCGGCACAAAAUCUCAGCAUGGACUCUGCCUCCAGCGGCUCCAUGGAUCCGCUGGGAUCGGGCUCGCUGCCCGCCUCGCCGGCUGGCAUCUCCCGCCAGCAGCUGAUCAACUCCCCCUGUCCGAUCUGCGGCGAUAAGAUCAGUGGCUUCCACUACGGCAUCUUCUCCUGCGAGUCCUGCAAGGGUUUCUUCAAGCGCACCGUCCAGAAUCGCAAGAAUUAUGUGUGCGUACGCGGCGGUCCCUGCCAGGUGAGCAUUUCCACGCGCAAAAAAUGCCCCGCCUGCCGGUUCGAGAAGUGCCUGCAAAAGGGCAUGAAACUGGAGGCCAUACGCGAGGAUCGCACCCGUGGCGGUCGCUCCACCUAUCAAUGCUCCUACACGCUGCCCAAUUCCAUGUUGAGUCCGCUCUUGAGUCCCGAUCAGGCGGCGGCAGCCGCUGCAGCAGCAUCAGCGGCCAAUCAUCAGCACCAGCAUCAGCACCAGCAACAUCAUCAGCAUCAGCAUCAACAGCAGAGACUCCAACAGCAGAUGAAUGGCUACUCGGGGUCCACAUCGCUGCCAGCGAGUCCCAGUCUGGGGGGGGCAUCCAUCAAAACGGAGGAAAACGAGUCCAAGACGCUAAGAGCCAGUAGUAUUCCAACGCUAUUGCAGGAAAUCAUGGAUGUUGAACAUCUUUGGCAGUACACCGAUGCAGAGCUGGCCCGCAUCAAUCAGCCCUUGUCCGCCUUUGCCACUGGUGGCAGCUCCUCAUCAUCAUCGUCGUCGUCGUCGUCUGUGGCAUCAACGGCACACCAGAACCACCAACAGCAGCAGCAGCAGCAACAGCAACAGCAGCAGCAUCAGCAGCAACAAUUGACCAAUCCACUGCUGGCCAGUGCUGGUCUCUCAUCCAACGGCGAGAAUGCCAAUCCCGAUCUGAUUGCACACCUCUGCAAUGUGGCCGAUCAUCGCCUCUAUAAGAUUGUCAAAUGGUGCAAGAGUCUUCCCCUAUUUAAGAACAUUUCGAUUGAUGAUCAAAUUUGUCUGCUCAUCAAUUCGUGGUGCGAACUGUUGCUCUUCUCGUGCUGUUUUCGGUCGAUUGAUACGCCCGGCGAGAUAAAGAUGUCACAAGGCAGAAAGAUAACACUAUCACAGGCCAAAACGAAUGGUCUUCAGACCUGCAUCGAACGCAUGCUCAAUCUGACGGAUCAUUUGAGGCGCCUGCGCGUGGAUCGCUACGAAUAUGUCGCCAUGAAGGUGAUAGUGCUGCUGCAGUCAGAUACCACAGAGCUGCAUGAGGCGGUGAAAGUACGCGAGUGCCAGGAGAAGGCAUUGCAGGGGCUGCAGGCCUACACGCUGGCCCACUAUCCGGAUACGCCCUCAAAGUUUGGGGAGCUGCUGCUGCGCAUACCCGACCUGCAGCGCACCUGUCAGCUGGGCAAAGAAAUGCUGACGAUCAAGACACGCGAUGGAGCUGAUUUCAAUUUGCUGAUGGAGCUGUUGCGCGGAGAACAUUGACAAUUGUGGACAGCGACAACGUUUUACAUAUUUAGUAUUAGAUAUAUCUAUUGUAGGGUUAAGUGCUCUACCUAUAAGCUCUGAAAACAUGUGCCUAAAAAAAACCCAAAGCCACAACAGCAGGCGUCGCCGCAAACGGGGGCCAACCCCGAUCCCGAACCCUCCCUCAAGCAUUGAUUGAACCCCCAAAAACUAUGCGCAAAAUUGCCAAAAUUUUUAUACACGAAUUAUACAUGUAUUUUGAUAUAUAUAUGAUGAAUGCCAUAUGCUGGGAGGCAAUGUCGGAAAUUGCCCCAUGCGCGUGCACACCCCUGUUUGUUGCUGGCUUUUGAGUUUUCCAGUAAGAAGAAAAAAGAUGAGAGAAAAAAGUAUAUAACGUUUUUCGCUAUAUAUGAAUGAUAUAUAUACCGAUGACUUAUGUAUAGAGUAAACUAAAGCACACAAUGGAAAAUGAAAAGACUAAGAAAAUUUAUUUAAAAAAUUACUAUAAAGAACAACAACAACAAAAGGCAGUAACAA